UUGCAAUACUGAAUCAGCCGGGAAACAGCUGAUACCGAUAGCUUUCUAUCGAUUAUUUUCUCCUUUCUCAUCACUGACAACUAAGAUUUUGCAAGUAAUUUCUUAUGAUUUAGAAUAAAAUAAAUGACACGCGACGAAGACAAUGGUUUUGGAGAAUGGGGCGGCUACUUCGAGGCCAAAAAGUCCAAAUUGGAGGAGCAGUUCGCCGCCGCCAGCGAUCCAUUUCGCAAGUCAGACUUGUUUCAGGGAAUCUCGAUAUUUGUGAAUGGCCGCACUGACCCGUCGGCGGAUGAGCUGAAGCGCAUAAUGAUGGUGCACGGUGGAACCUAUCACCACUACGAGCGGUCGCACACAACCUACACAAUCGCCUCCACUCUGCCGGACGUCAAGGUGCGGAACAUGAAUCUCAGUAAGUUCAUUAGUGCCAAGUGGGUGGUGGACUGUCUGGCGCAGAAUAAGAUUGUGGACUACAAGCCCUAUUUGCUGUUCACUAACCAGAAAACCUCACAGCCGGGGAUUAACUUUGCAAAUGUAAAAAAUCGCAGUGUAAAUGAGACCAAAAAGGAGGCAAAGCCUCCGAAGGAAGAUAUGGAAGUUGAUCUAUUCGACGUUCUCGAGGAGCUGCAGCAGGCUGUGUUUACCUCGCCGGAGAAAAAAGCCGAGAUCAGCAGUUUGUCCGAGACCAAUCAGUCUAUCAACAAUCUGUCCAGCACGUCGUCGAACUCGAAUCACGCGCGCACCGCCUCCGAUCCGCGUUUUCUAUCUGAAUUCUACAAGAACUCCCGACUGCACCACAUCGCCACUCUGGGAGCUGGCUUCAAGCAGUAUGUCUGCGAGCUACGACAGGCCAAUGCCAACAAAGGCUUUCCCAUGCGGGCGGAACUGAAAUAUCUAAAGAAAUCCACCGAUAGCUGUGAAUUCCGCUAUGUAAUGCACAUCGAUAUGGACUGCUUUUUCGUUUCCGUGGGCCUGAGGUCCCGUCCGGAACUCCGUGGCCUGCCGGUGGCGGUGACCCACUCCAAAGGCGGCAGUGGAGCCACCGAUGUGCCCGUGCAUCCGCAGGCGGACAGACAACUGGAGCAGGAACUCUUUGCGCAGCGCUUCGAGCAUCGCAUGCACGACGACACCAAGGUGGACAAGGUGCGUUCGGGGUUCGACAAGAAGAUGUCGCUUUCGGAAUUAGCCUCGUGCAGCUACGAGGCCCGGGACAAGGGCAUCCGCAACGGUAUGUUUGUAGGACAAGCUCUGAAGCUCUGUCCGGAGCUAAAGACGAUUCCCUACGACUUUGACGGCUACAGGGAGGUGGCCUACACGCUGUACGAUACGGUGGCCCAGUACACCUUGAACAUUGAGGCUGUGAGCUGCGACGAGAUGUUCGUCGAGCUGACCGAUAUGGUAAGCGAACUAAAAGUGGACGUCAUAGCUUUCGUGGAGCACCUCAGACAGGAGGUUCGCACCAAGACGGGAUGUCCCUGUUCGGCCGGAGUGGGACCAAAUAAGCUACUGGCCCGCCUGGCCACCAAAAAGGCCAAGCCGAAUGGUCAGCACUUGCUGUCAUCUAACCAGGAUUUCAUGACCUACAUGGCCCCCAUGGCAUUGGAAUCCCUGCCUGGGGUGGGCAGCAGUAUGAGCCACAAACUCAAGCAGGCUGGCAUGACCAACUGUGGCGAUGUGCAGCAAACGUCGCUGGUGAAGCUGGGGAUGCUGCUGGGCAGGAAGGUGGCACUGAAUUUACACAACAAUUGCCGGGGCAUCGAUCCACGUCCCUUGGUUUAUGAGCAGGCUCGCAAAACCGUUUCCGCCGAGAUGAACUUUGGCAUACGCUUCAGCAAGGUCAUCGAGUGCGAGCAAUUCCUUCGGCAGCUCAGCGACGAAGUCACCAAGCGUCUGAUCGAGGUGAAGCGGAAGACCAAGUCCAUUAAUCUGAAGAUUAUGGUCCGUGCUGCCGAAGCGCCUGUAGAGACCUCCAAGUACAUGGGCCAUGGCGUGUGCGAUAUCAUUAACAAGUCGUCGAACCUCAAGCAUGCCACCGAUGAUAUUAAUGUGAUUACCACUAUGGUCCUCAACCUGAUGAAGGAAGCCGAUCUGCCGGUCCACGAGCUGCGCGGCCUUGGCAUACAUCUGACCAAGCUCGAGGAUGUCGCCGAGGUGAAGAAGGAGAACGUCCUCAAGGAAAUGUUUAUGAAGAUCACCGAGAAGCGAACAAGGGACCCAAUUGAGCCUCCAAAGAAAAAGCCAGCGCCUGAAAUAACAAUGCCCGAGGUCAAGAUUAAGCAACCAAGGAUUGUGCUAGAAAUGUUGAAGACUGCAGCAGAGGCUCAGAAACCAUUGAUUGCGGUCCAAGAAGAGAACACUGGCUCUAAUGGUGGGCAACCAACACCGAACGCUGAAGUAGGACCAGGAGGAAUCGAUCCGGAUUUUUUGGCAGAAUUGCCGGAUGAUUUACGCCGUGAGCUGCUCAACAAUGCGCAUGAACAUCUACUCAUGGAGAAGGAAAAUAAAUUCGUUGUUCCAUCGGAUAAUGAGACGCGACCGCCGCCACCUUGUAUUGCAAAAAGGCCAUUAACGAGCACUAGUCCCUUAAAUGCCAGCGAUCUUCAGCCCUCGACUUCCAGGGCAGGCCAGGCUCGCUUGGCAAAAAAAGCAGCUGCCCGCGCAAAGAACGAGAACUGUCGCUCGGACCAGAUUGUGGAGGAUUACAUCAAUGAGCUUCCCAACCAUACGCAUCCUGCCCUUUUGCAGUACAUCAACAGGUCCCCGGAAGAGGUGCCCACGCGGAAGAAGCUGAAGCUGGGCGACUACCAUCCUGCCAUUCCGUCCAAAAAGGAGGUGGGGUCCACCAUUCUGGAGGGGGAUUUCAAGAAUGUGCUUAACGGCUGGGUCAGCAACGUGGAUGUGCCUCUGCCGGCGGACGUGAAUAUUAUUUACACGCAGAUGUGCCAUCUGUUAAAGGCUGACAAAUUGAACCUGAUGUACGAUGUGAUGAGACACUUGUGCCGCCUCAUCAACGCCAAACGCGGUAGCUCCUGUCAUUGGCACUUGGCUUACAAUCACAUCGAGAUGUGUAUCCAGGACAUGAUGAUGGAGCUGCAUGGUUACCACAUGCACUUGACCGAGACCAUUCGCUGCGCCAAGUGCAAUGUGUUCUAAAGGUAAUUUGAAUGGAUAUGUGAUACAUUGCUGAUUGGUAGGAUAUCUGAUCUGAUAUUCAUACUGAACCUUUUUAAUUUGAUCAAUUUAAUUGAUCAUUUAUGAUGAAGAUUUCAAAGAAUUGGAAAAUCCAAAGAAAGUGCCUUGCCCUUUGCAUGAAUUUAUUAUAAUUACUAUUAUUUCUCAGACUGAAAACAACUAAGAGGCUACAAGUUAACUGAUUUCAUUCAGUAUUAAAGAAUGUAAAGUUUAUUUUUAACUGAAACAAUUUAAUUGAAAAAAAAACGAGUAAUUCCAAAAGUGUAUACUUAAAAACAAGUAUUUGGUUAAAUGAAACCUGUAAACAACAUGAUUAAAAGCAAAUAUCUGCCAUCUGGCCAGAAGAACAGCUAAUUGAUAAUUUGAAGAAUAUGCAUUUCAAGUAAAGUCAUAUAUUUUUGCAAAA
Molecule: messenger RNA, 3595 nt
Organism: Drosophila serrata
Lineage: Eukaryota; Metazoa; Arthropoda; Insecta; Diptera; Drosophilidae
Gene: Rev1
Product: Rev1 DNA directed polymerase
Biological process (GO): error-prone translesion synthesis; error-free translesion synthesis
Cellular component (GO): nucleus
Molecular function (GO): DNA-directed DNA polymerase activity; damaged DNA binding; deoxycytidyl transferase activity
Source: RefSeq, a predicted model, not a curated record